Molecule: messenger RNA, 3356 nt
Organism: Petromyzon marinus (sea lamprey)
Lineage: Eukaryota; Metazoa; Chordata; Hyperoartia; Petromyzontiformes; Petromyzontidae
Source: RefSeq, a predicted model, not a curated record
AUUCCUGCAGUCACUAAAGCUUUAAGUCAAGAUUUAGUGUGUGUAGAAAUCUAUUAUAUCUGGUCCUUAUGGCUAUUUUGUUUAUCUUACAGUUUAUGAUAUUGGUUUUGUCUCCCCGGGGUUUUCUCAGCAAUUCCUGUAGAAAACCUCUGGGCACUUAAAUAAUGUAGCAUGUAUGGUAAUGAUCCUGUACUGUUUGUAUAUUUGGCUCAGGGAACCUCGAAGAGAUAUCCCACCUGGCACUUGGUCCCUGCUGGGCUGAGGUGACCAAUAGAUGGCAUCACACAACAUUGGUUGUAGCGAUCCUUGCAAGUCUUUGAGUUAUCCCCCCCCCCCCCAUAUCCAAAUGUUUUCUGCGGGUGCCUUGGCUUUCUCCUACCUUUAAAGCUUGAAUUGACAAAAUCUCCCAGAAUAAGGUACUCCUGAAAACAGUCUUGAGAUCAGAGAGGCCUCCCUGGAGAUGGAAUGACAGGAGGGGGGAUGAUUGUAUGGGGCUCAGCGCCCGCGAGGACCUCCUGGGCGUGAGAGUCAUAAGAGGUGUGCGUGAGAGUGGUGUGCGAGAGUCGUGAGUGAAUGAGCGUUGUGAGAGUCAUGAGUGAGAGUUGUGAGUGCGAGUCGUGAGAGUCGUGUGUCCUUGCAGCAUGGACGAGGCGGGGAGUGUGCUGAGCGAGACACAGAGCACGAGAAACGUGGAGACCUCGAGGCGCGACGCCCUGGAGCAGCAGUGCGCGGGGCACACACGGCGCAAGGUCCUGGCGCAGAGGGCGCACUCGGCACGCGCCAGCGAGGAGCGGCUGUGCCAGGUGGAGGCGGAGAGGGACGCUCUGGGCGCUCGGCUCCGGGAGGCCGAGUUGCAGACUGAGGCCCUGAGCUGCUCGCUGCUGCAGCAGGAGGAGGAGAGGCGCUUCCAGAGCACCAUGGUGGAGGAGGAGAGGCAAGGGAACCGCGCUCGCGAGCAGCAGCUGGAGAUGAGAGUGCAGGCCCUGCGGGACCUGCUGUUGGUGCAGGCCGUGGAGGUGGAGGCUGCCCGUGAGAGUCUCGCCCACUCCCCGCUCAGGAUCCUUGUGCCGGAGUUUGGGCUGAGCGUACCUACACGCGCCACCUCCGCCUCGGUGAGCUACUCCCGCUUCCGCCUCACGAGGGAGCACCCCUGUGGCCCCCCGCUCCAGGCCAGUGUCUCCACGGGAGGGCCCCGGACAGGGUGCCCCCGCGACGCUGCCAGCACCCCCGGGUGGCCCAGCAAACGUGCGGCCACCAGGAGGCCCCUCACCAUGCCUGCCCUGGCCGAGGCCCCGGCGGCCCCAUGGGGCAGCCUCCUCCGCCGGGAUGGUGACGCGACGCGAGGGGAGGGUGGCGGCGUGGAGAGCGGUGCUUCUGCUCCUGCUCACCCCAACUCCAAAUUCCCGUGGAGCUGGCUGCAGGUCGUGGAGGUCGGUCCGAGCGGCCGCUUCGUGCAGGUGCUCAACUCAAGCGCGCGGCACAGCGAGGAGCUGGGCGGGUGCCUCCUGCAGCAGCUCCAAACAGGGGGGGGAGGCGGCUGCCAGCCGCGAGGGACCCCCAUCGCCAUCUAUCGCUUCCCCCAUGAGCUGCGCCUGCCGCCCGGCGUGGCCAUCACGGUGUGGGCAGGGGCCAGCGGGGUCAGUGCCUGCCCCCCCACGGAUUUGUUGUGGGCAGAAUGGCCGCGGUUUAAGACGGGCUCGCACAUCGCCACUGCGCUCUGCCGACCAAAUGGACAGCUCAUCACGUGGCACUGUGCCCAGCGUCGCCCAGCCAGCUGUGUGGAGGGCACGAGCCCAAGAGGACUGGUUCCUUCUACACAGGAGGCUCCUGCCGCACAGAUUCUCGGUGUGGAUGCCAUUGGCAGCGAGAAGCAGAGAGACGAACCACGCUCCACGGAGGCGGCUCGGAGGGCUGCCCCAAGAUCUGCGAGGGCGACCACAGCAACUAUGGCUGUUCCUCCACUUCGGGCACAAACGCCGCAGGGCCGACACUAGCCACAGACUCCCACUCCUCACUUUAGCAUCCAGUGCCCACACACGUUGUAAUGCACAAAUGUGAUUUUCCUAGAAUAUUUAAGCUGGCGAUUCUGAAAAUUGGGGUAUUGUUUUUGCAAGGCUUUUUGGGACAGCACAGCACAACUGUCCUUUAAUGCUAUUUUGUUUAACCAGGUGAACACUCAAAAUACCAGGAUAGUCUAAUUCGGAAGUGACAAAAUCAAAGCAAACAAAAUGAAGUACAGCAAGGAAGAAAACAAUUCACAAACACAUCUUUGCCAAAUAGUAAACUCUCUACAGCGCAAGUCCACUCAAUAAUAUUAACCCGAGACUAAUCAUUGUACAGUGAGGUUUAAACUUGCUUAUGCAUUUGUUGACGGGGUAAAAUGGUAUAUCCACAAGCAAGAGAACUAUAUGCUUGACAACCGCAUUUGCGUACAAAUCGAAAUAUAAAGCAAGCAUUGCAAGACUGUUAUCUCACUUUAAUUCAUUUUAUAAAAAACUGACAAACUCUAGUGACUGCAUACUCUUGAAGGAGUAUGUUGCGACCAAUAGAAUAAGGGGUAAGCACGAGCAUUUGGGAUAAUGAACAGGUAAUGCAAAUUAGGGGUGGAGGUGCAUGGGAAUUAGAAGUGCGCACAGAAUGAAGAAAGGUGAUUUCUGAAUGAACUGCCUCUCCUGGACAUCUAUGAAAAAGAGCUUUAGAGCUCAUAGUAUUCCUCCAGUAUAAAUAUUCUGAUUGUGGGAUGGCAUAGGUAGAAGCAUGGAGGUAUUUUGUGACUCCAGAAAAAGGUGGCAGGUAGGGAUGAACAAUAGGGGCAGGUAAUUGGGAGGGAGAUAUGAACUACCUUGCCUGGUAUACAGGAGAUCGUGGGUUCGAUCCAGACCCUGACGCCUGUAUAUUCGCACCUCGGAUUAGCACAAUUGGCUACGUACGGUGCGGAAGAAGUUCAACAUAAGGUACAGUUGGGGAGGCUCUGUGUUUUUGAAUGGGAAUGCGUAGAGUCAAGCUGCCUGUGGAAGGCCAGCGAGGGCAGCGUUUUGCUGGCAGACGUGAAGUCGUAGCACGCACACAUCAUGCACACAUCAUGCACAUGGGACCCAUUGUACUAUGUUCUUAUUUGUGACAAGUUGGAAUGCACCUUUGAUAAUAAAAGUAACGUAGAGAUUUAUUCUGCUGGUCAGUGUUUACUGCACUUAAGUAAAAUUACCCUUGUUUGAUCUUGUGUUCAACACUGGCGCGGUCACAAACAUCGCCUUGCUAGUUCAGUCAGGUAGUUCCACCUCAUUACGGACCGGACGAUCAUAGUCACCACCACAGAACAUGCUGGUGAAAAAUAAAACCAACAAUCUCACUAAAUA